Hermetia illucens (black soldier fly) is the source of this 585-nucleotide messenger RNA. RefSeq names its product cuticle protein 10.6-like. The transcript has 2 exons. The record is from RefSeq and is a predicted model, not a curated record. Lineage: Eukaryota; Metazoa; Arthropoda; Insecta; Diptera; Stratiomyidae. The coding region runs from base 149 to 544 and encodes 131 amino acids.
UGAAUUUUGCUCAGAUAACCAUUAAAACCUGUUCGAUGGUCUAUCGAACCAUAGCAGUCAGAAACAUCGAAAUUGUAUAAAAGAGAUCUCUAGGCCCGAAAAUGUAUCAUUCAGGAACCAUCUUCCCAGAAUACCACCAACCGCAAACAUGAAAUUCGUUGUCUUAGCUCUCGCUCUCAUCGGUGCUGCUUCAGCCGGUUACGUCGCUCCCUUGGGAGGACUCGGUUACAGUGCAUGGGGACAUGGUGCUGCUGUAGCUCCACUUGCCACCGCUGGAUGGGCACUUGCCACCGCUGGAUGGGGACAUGCUGCCGCUGUUGCUCCACUUGCCACCGCUGGAUGGGGACAUGCUGCCGCCGUUGCUCCAAUUGCUAGUGCCUACCAUGCUGCCCCAGUUGCUGCUUACGGACACGGAAUUGCUGCCCCAGCUGUAGCUGCUUACGGACACGGACUCGCUGCCCCAGCUAUUGGUGCCUACGGACACGGAUACGCUGCUCCAGCCUGGGGAUAUGGUGGUCUCUGGAAGAAGAAGGCUGCUGCUUAAAUUAUGACCCGAAUAACCGAAUAAAUUAUAUUAUUAACAAA